Molecule: messenger RNA, 327 nt
Organism: Macrosiphum euphorbiae (potato aphid)
Lineage: Eukaryota; Metazoa; Arthropoda; Insecta; Hemiptera; Aphididae
Source: the annotation of a GenBank genome assembly
AUGUACCAGCAAGUGUCAGACCUUUCCUCCAUGUACCACCUGCCAGACUUUACCGCCGUGUACUACGUGCCGGACUUUACCACCAUGUACCACCUAGCUGCCAAACAUUACCGCCAUGUACCUGCAAGUGCCAGACCUUCCCACCUUGCACCAAGUGCCAGACGCUGCCACCUUGUACCGCAUGCCGAACUGACUUCGUGUGUACCACAUAUCGGACAAUACGACCUGGCCCAAGUAGAUAUUCCUCAGAAGCUUAAUCACACGCAUCCGCCGUCAAAUAAAACACACAAUGAACUUAAUUAUUUACUAGUUGCACUAAAUAUUUAG